AUGAUGUUGUUGGAUACCCCGUUGCUGACAGUGCCCAAUCAGGUCUUCCUGCUUCUCGUAGCAGAGAUGACGCUGUUUAUGCUACUCGUCCUGCCGAUGCCCUUCGCUGUUAAGCGCAAGAUGUUUACCUUCCUCUCCGAGAACCCCAUUAUAGGGAAGAUACAAUACGGGUUGAAGAUCACCUUCAUCUUCAUCCUGAUCCUCUUCAUCGAUAGCGUUAACCGCGUCUAUCGCGUGCAAGUCGAGCUGGCUGCUGCCACCGACACUAACAAGGGCUCGGCCGCGGUAAUGGGCCACGAGCGCCUCGAGGUGCAAGCGCGCAAGUUCUACAGCCAGCGCAACAUGUACCUGUGCGGCUUCACACUGUUCCUGUCCCUGAUCCUCAACCGUACCUACAUCAUGAUCCUUGAGACCCUGCGCCUCGAGGAGAAGGUCAAGCAAUACGAGGGCACCGACAAGAAGACCAAGGACAGCGAGAAGCUGGCGGUUGCUGGAAAGCCUGGCGAGAUUGCGCGCCUGCAGAGGGAUCUCGAGAAGAAGGACCGCGACAUCGAGAACCUCAAGAAGCAGGCCGAGGGCCUCUCCCGCGAGUACAACAACCUCUGUGAGAAGUACGGCGAGACGCAGCCACCUGCCGGCACCCGUAAGGACAAGUAG
Molecule: messenger RNA, 657 nt
Organism: Anthostomella pinea
Lineage: Eukaryota; Fungi; Ascomycota; Sordariomycetes; Xylariales; Xylariaceae
Source: the annotation of a GenBank genome assembly